This is a messenger RNA of Penicillium atrosanguineum, 1266 nucleotides long. RefSeq names its product fungal specific transcription factor domain-containing protein. The transcript has a single exon. Gene Ontology annotation, molecular function: zinc ion binding; DNA binding. NCBI's taxonomy places the organism in Eukaryota, Fungi, Ascomycota, Eurotiomycetes, Eurotiales, Aspergillaceae. The record is from RefSeq and is a predicted model, not a curated record. Gene Ontology annotation, biological process: DNA-templated transcription. The coding region runs from base 1 to 1266 and encodes 421 amino acids.
AUGAAACCAGAAUGCUCAUACUGCCAAAGAACGGAGAAAAAUUGUGAAUAUGCUGAUGAGAAAAAGGCUAGAAAGUAUCAUCCCUUCCUUCACUACAGCGAAACCCAUGACGUUAACACGAGACACAGACGAAAGUAUUGGGAUGAGAACUAUGUCAAAUCUCUUGAGAACCAAGUUCAGGCUUUACUAGCUCUUCAAAAGAAAGAUGGCGCUACCACAUCGCCGCCCAGUUUACCAAGAGCUACCAGCAGCGUCGUUUUGGACUCAGCCUUUCAGUUGGCUCCACUGGGGAAGUCGCACGAAUUUGAACAAUCCGCGUCUUUGAAUCAUGUGAUUCACGGUGGUGCUUCUCAUCAGUCUCAGACUGCAAUGGAGGAGUUGAGCGUCAUGAUGUGGAGAACCAAUCUUGCGGAUGCCGUGACCAUUGACGAGAAUCAACCAAUUGAUAAACCACCCACAUGUGAGAACAGCCAUCAGCCUGCAGCCCAACGUCAGAUUCCGCCAGAAAUAUCAAGGGUGUGUGAAGACACAAGUCGUCUGUUUGGACUAGCGGCUCUGUUUCUCGAGUGCAUCAACGAAGACCACCAAUACACGCAGUACGAAUCCGCAGAUUUCUUCCUCCAGUCCCCCGACCAAUCUCCAGACCUACUCUUCCUUCAUGCUUCCAUGUUAGCAUCUGGGGCAGCGUUUGAAAACAAGAGCGACUCUCUCAAGAUCAGCGACGAACUUGCAAAAUUAAGUGAAAGCCUCGUUUUUGAAUGUUUUCGACAGUGCCCAUCAAUAUACGUCAUUCAAGGCCUGGGGAUCUUGGCAUGGCUAUCCUUGGCCUUGGGUCGUGAUCAUUUUGGUUGGACGUUUCUUUCCAUGGCUGCUGGAAUGGCUGUCCACUUGCGACUUCACGUUUUGGCGCUUGAUGACUUUGAUACCAAGUCGGCAAAUACUGGAUUUGCGGAUGUGCAGACCUUCUGGUCCUUCUACUUGACUGAUAGAACUUCUAUUUCUAUCCUUGGAAGGAAUUGCAUGUUACCCUGGCGACGCGUCAAUGUCCCUGCGAUUGAAACGUUCUUUCCAAGCGACGGCACGAGUCUGGCUCAAAUAUCUUUUGCAUGGCAGUGUAAGCUAUGGUAUAUGCAUGAUCAAAAUAUGGAUCAAAUGUAUGUACCUGCUCUCAUUACCAUCCUCCACCGGUGUGGGAUUACUAAUAGCCCAAUAGCUUCUCCUCGUCCUUUGAAACACUCGCUACGCCAGAACAGGUCCGCCUCCUAA